UCACACGCUGCCGUCAGGAUGAGGGGAGAGCCGCUCACACACACAACAAGCCAGUGAUUGUACACACAAGCCCGGGUCACGCUGCAUCAAGCGACCUUUCCACACAGGCGCUCACACAGGAGGCUGCGGCCGCGUUCCUUCCUCUUCACAAGCCCCACGUAAAAGGGCUGGGGGUGGAUCCUGACCGAGGGAAGCUCUCCCUGGGAACAACAACAACACCACCGCCACCACGGAGCAGCCACGACUGCCGGCCAUGUGAUGUCUCCCUGAGGGGUGAGCUCGUACAAGCAGAACCGGCGGGAGGAACUGAAAGUGCACACAAGGUCAUGUGAUUUGUUAAAGUGACAUCUGGAUUAGACGACUUCACCAGGAAAGAUUAAAGAUCACGAUCGACAAGCACUACUGAUAUAGUGUACUAUUAAAUGACUGCUUUUGGACGAGCUUCAGAGACUGAAGGAGAGUCACAUCUGGACUUCAAAACCAAGUCUUCCAUGUUCUCACAAUGACCUUCCGAUGUGUUGAUCAGCAUGAAGACAGAGUGUCGCAUGAAUAACUCUUCCGUGAUUUCUGGAAAAUGUAUAUUAAUAGAGAGAGGCAUCAUUUAAAGGGUCUGAACGGAAUGUCUGCAGAUGACAAGACUGAAUCUCCCAUGUACGUGUAUGAGUCAACUGUACAUUGUACCAAUAUUCUUCAGUGCCUCAAUGACCAGUGGAAACAAGACAUUCUCUGUGAUGUCACUUUAGUUGUGGAAGGAAAGGAGUUUCGAGCCCAUCGAGCAGUGCUGGCUGCAAGCAGUGAGUACUUCCUGCAAGUGCUGGUUGGGCCAACGGAACACGGACUGGUAGUCAGCUUGCCAGAAGAGGUCACUGCUAGAGGAUUUGGUCCAUUGUUGCAGUUUGCCUACACUGCGAAGCUAUUACUGAGCAGAGAAAACAUCCAAGAGGUCAUCCAAUGUGCUGAAUUCCUACGUAUGCAUAACCUGGAGGACUCCUGCUUCCGCUUCCUUCAGUCGCAGCUUCUAAACAAUGAGGAUGGCUUGUUUCUGUGCAAGAAAGACACCUCAUGCCAGAGUGUGCACAAUGAGACUGUUGAGUGUGAAGAUGAAACUAUGGAAUCUGAAACCUCAAAAAUAUCUUGCCCCAAGGAAAGAGUGCACCAUGAGCCUUUUAACUUUGGUUCAGGCGAGAAAGCGCCAGAUAGAAAUGAUGUUAUUUUGCCUAAUUCCAAUAUGCAAAGGGAAAACAAAGAAAGCUUAGACAAGGAUCCUGUAAUCCGCUACCCACGAUAUAAGAAAUACCAGUUGGCUUGUACUAAGAAUGUCUACAAUACAUCACACAGUACCUCAGGUUUUACAAGCACAUUCAAUGAACAUAACUCUGAAAUUGGCCUAAAAUCAGGACUUCCUUUAAGCCAGAUAAAAAGUGAGCCAUGUGACGACGAUAAUGACGAAGAGAGUGUUACACUUUGCUUGUCUGGAGAUGAUAAUGACAUCAGGGAAAAAGAGGAUGUUGAGAUGGUCAGGAAACAACCCAGCCCUGUUAGCAUUGAUCACACCAAAAGUGUGUCAUCUCCUUCCAAUCAAAGAACUUUUUUUAGUAGCGCUAAAGGGGGGGAAUUUAAUGACGUACCUGGUACUUCCCAACAAUGUUUUAUCAGAAGUCCUUCAUGCCCUGUAGAAAAGGGAGCAACUCAGGGUGACCAUAAAGCUGAAUACAACCCUUUCACUGGGAAUUUUGAACUGUCUUGUGAACCUCAGAAAGAUUCCUCUAGCUUCCUCAUGGCUUCACCUCUCCAAGGGUCUGGUUCAGAGCUUGCCUCAAAUAAUGAAAUGGAAUUAGACAGAAGAAGUGUCAUAUUCUCUUCAAGUGCUUGUGACCAAAUAAACACCCCGGUGCAAUCAUAUUCUGGUGUCAGUUGUUUGGACAAAGAGUUUUCUGAGCAUGUGCCAAAGGGUCUUUGGGCAGGAGCUAGCCAAUCUCUGCCUAGCUCUCAUGCCUUUUCCCAUAGUGGGCUGAUAGCAGACCCAUUGCCAGGAAGGUUGCGGCCAAACACUAGUUGUCCUGUGCCAAUUAAAGUAUGCCCUCGUUCUCCCCCUUUGGAAACUAGAACAAGGACAUCCAGCUCAUGCUCCUCCUACUCAUAUGCAGAAGAUGGCAGUGGUGGAUCCCCUUGUAGCCUUCCUCUUCUUGAAUUUUCAUCAUCUCCCUGUUCACAAGGCCCACGAUUCCCAUCCACUGAUCAUCAAGAAGCUUGUUCAAUGGCUGACUCAAUCUUUAAUCAAGUACGGCCACAGAUAAAAUGUGAGCAGUCUUAUGGAACAAACUCAAGUGACGAAUCUGGAUCAUUUUCAGAAGCUGACAGCGAGUCAUGUCCAGUGCAAGACAGAGGGCACGAGGUUAAGCUGCCCUUUCCAGUUGAUCAAAUCACAGAUCUUCCACGUAAUGAUUUCCAGAUGAUGAUAAAAAUGCACAAGCUGACCUCAGAACAGUUGGAAUUCAUUCAUGACAUUCGACGGCGGAGCAAAAACAGAAUAGCUGCACAGCGAUGUCGCAAGAGAAAACUCGACUGUAUACAGAAUUUAGAAUGUGAAAUACAUAAGCUGGUAUGUGAAAAAGAAAAGUUAUUAACAGAAAGGAACCAGCUAAAGGCCUGCAUGGGAGAGCUACUCGACAACUUCUCUUGCCUAUCCCAAGAAGUGUGUAGAGAUAUUCAGAGUCCUGAGCAGAUUCAAGCCCUACACAGGUACUGUCCUGUUUUGAGGCCUUUGGAUCUACCCACAGCAGCUGCAUUCAACCCUUUACCAGCAGGAAUGGAGCAAAAACUUACCACGUCCCAGGAUGUGGGAGAAAACAUGCAGUGCUGCAAUGAGCAAGGUCAAGUCCAGCUUGGAAGUCACUCAGUUUCAAACAAUAUACCAGAGAAUUGUAUAGCAAGAAGAGGUGUGGAGGGCUCUGAUCAUGGUACUUACUCAGAGAGAGAGACUUGUUUGGAACAGAACAGCCAAACAGUGACAGUGGACUUCUGUCAAGAGAUGACCGAGAAAUGUACAACGGAUGAACAACCGAGGAAAGAUUUCUCCUAGUGAUGUUACAGCCGCACGGUCAAACAGAAGUCACCUGUCAGCCUUGGGCUGCCACUGCCUCCAGAAAACAUUAUUGGUGCACACUACAGCAGUCAUUAGCAGCAAUACUGUUUUAUAAGUAUUUUCCUCCUCUCUGAAAGUUGGAGAUCCAGUCACGAUGGUGCUAUACCUUGCUCAGGCAAGGAACUAGACAGUGGCUACACUGUCCUCCUUGUGUUCUAUAAUAUUUGUUAAGGUAUUCUAAUUUCAGAUCUUAACAGGGAUGGAUUUAAUACUCAUGAGGACCCAACAGCAGCUUAUAUUCUCAGUGACCCGUGUCACAAACCCUAUCUCAGGAAUUUCCUCAGAAUGUUCAUUUGUUUUCAUUAAAGACCGCUAAUCAAGAUUUUAUAGGUGAACUGUAUAUAGGUUCUAUAUCCAUAUGCAAAAAGUCCACGCAUCCCUCGAUCUUCACAACAUAAAACUGGAAGUCAACGCUUCUUUUCUGUUCACACAAUAUCCAACAUUCCUUUUAAUGUCAUUGAUGCCACAGACUGCUUCACAUUUUUUUUCAGUCUGACACUAUCUUUUAGUUUUUAGUUAUUUAUAAACCGCUGUAUUGUAAUUUUUUUUUUUUAUUACUUUUAGCGCCACACUUCAUUUCAAUCAAGUCAUAUUUUUGUCGGUUUUUUCUUACACAGACUUUCUCUUGGCCACAUGCACUGAGUUUCGCUGUCGUGUGUCAGUUUACCAUGACUACAUAUGCAUUAUUUGUUUGUAUAACAAAGACAACAAAAAAGAAAGAAAAUACUCAGGAUAUUAAGAUGUAGGAAUAUUUUCUUGCCAAAUAUUACAUUUACCAUAUAGUGUAAAAUUUCAACACACAUUUUCCCCAGUUCCAGCUACUGUACUUAAAAACUGUUCUUAAGAUUGAACUUUGCUUGAUGCCGUCUCUGGACUUUUGUAGGUGUUUUUCUUUUCUGAGAAACCUGUUUUAAAUCAGAAUCUGUAAAUAUGCUGACAAAGGGAGUUGCUGCAGUCCAUCAAACCAAUGAAAAUCACAUACCUCAUAGUAACAGUGCAGGAAUUCCAUUGUACAUUUUUACAAAAUAGUUUCUAUUCGGUUUUUAGAAAGAAACUUAUCCUGGCUUCCCUGGGUGUUUUCCUUAGUGACACGGCCACAAACAAUUCCUAUAAUGGAUCUGAUAAGGAUAUGCUGUAUUGCUGGUAUUUGGAAGACAAAAACGUAAAAACGUUAGAAUUAACUGUUGUUCGUUUGAAUUGUUGCUAUGCAAAUGCAAGGCAGCUCAGAUGUUUAUUGAAGUAGGUUUUGACCAUGUAGUGCACAUUUGUGCUGCAGCAGUCUCUCAGUUGAGUAAGCUCGGUAACUUAUAUUGGUUGCCCCAUUCCCUCUGCUUUGCCUGUAACAUAAAAUGACAAUGAAAUUGCUUUUCAGUAUUUUUACAUACACAGUUGUACUUUCUAUCUCGAGUAAAUAGUGACUUUUUGCUCAAGAUUCUCCCUAUAUACAGUCUAGUGUCAUAGAAUGUCUUUUCUCCAUCCACCUGUAACCCCAUGCCAGAAUGAUCAGUAUCAAGGCAGUCAGAAUUGGUUAAUGAAAGGUUUAACUAUUUUAACUAGCAGCGAACUAUUGUUUCCACAAUGAACUGAUAACGCUAUAGUUGAAAAACCAUGAACUAUUAACACAUGGCUCUGUGCCAAGAGGUGUUCCUUUUUACAGUACUAAAGUAAGACUUUACCGUAAGAUUUUACUCCGCUCCGUCCCUUUAUAGUCCCAGCCAGGCUAAGACUUGUGGCCACGCAACAUAAGAUCGCCAUGCAUCACAACUAAUAAUAAUGAACGGUUUCAUUGUCACCCAGAACUUACUGCAACAUGACAGUCAGCCGAACUCCAAACCUUGAGAAUUUCAGCACAACUGAAUUGCAGUCUUAUAUUGCACGGCCACAAUUCACUAUGUAGCCCUUGCCUAAAUUAUAAAAUCAAACCACUUUAUACACUGACUCAAUGGCAUAGGGUGCUGUAACUAUUGUAAUACCAGAGAAAGUUUAGAGGCAGCAUGUUGUAUUAAUCCAAUGCAUGAUUUCACAUAUGCAAUAGCCUACCCAAACCAUGCCAGUAACCAUGAUCUGGCCAACCCCAAAUGAAUUGAUUAGUUGCUUUACAGAUCACUUUAUCUUGAAUGGUCUGCAUCCGAAAACUAUAAAAGUUUUCUCAAAUUCUACUUGUAGCAUUUUCAUUCUCAUCUGUAUAGAAAUGGUACUCAUUUAUUUUACAGCCAUUAUUGGCAAUAUAAAUGUGUUCUACCGUUAGCUUUUAUGCAUUUUUUCUUUGGACCACAUGUAGCGUUCUGUAAUGUAGCGCCUCGUGACUUGCUCAAUGAAUGAGAGGGCUCACAGACAAAAGAGACACAUGGGGCAAGCUACUUUUCAGACUCAAUGGACAUGUUAGAAGGCAGUUUAAUGUACACAUAAUGUAAUGGUUCACAGUGACAUGGGUCACAUCCAUUGAAAAUGUAUGUCAUGGUUGCCUAGAACUUAAGAGAAUAGAAAACCCUUUAUGCCACUCAAAGUGGUAUGGUUUUAGAUUUAGUUCACUUUGGCCACUUACAUAUUCUCAGUUUUUGCAAAGGAUGACUUAGGGCUCAUGCCCACAAGUGUACUUGCUCAGUGCCCAUAUUGUGGACCGUAAACGGCCGAUCCACAGUAUAUGGGCACUGGCCAUGUGCACUUCGUAUCAGGGAUGUGGACCCGUUGACUUGAAUGGGUCCGCAUCCACCAGAUAUGACUGAAGAUAGUGCAUCACCUAUCUUUUUGCAGUGCAGAGGCACGGAUCGGAAGCACUUCCGUGGGUUUCUAAUUUGUGCCUUCACACCACAGAACUAUAGAACAUGUUCUAUCUUUGACCGUAUGUUGCGGAUCACGGACACAUUCAAGUGAAUGGUUCCGCAUCCUCAAGCAGAGUGCACACGGCCAUUGCCAGUGCAUUGCGGACUGUCUACAGCACGGGCAGUGAGCAAGUACACUCGUGUGGAAAAUGUGAAAUGUCCAACGCCAGAGUUUAUUUUAAAAAUAAGAUUCUCAGGACAAACUUUGCUUACUUAACUUUUGCUUUUCUACUAUGUGCCCGUUUGUUUGGCUAUGUUCCAGGCAUCAAGACCACAUGAAGGAAUGAUUGGCACUUGAUGUUAAGAGUGAGGAUAGAAACAUGUCGGUGUUACAUUUUCCAUUUCAUGACACUUUGCAGUAGUAGAAAUCCUAAAGCUUGCGUUGAUGAAAUAUUAAAAAGUUAGCAGGUGAAAGAUAUAUAGAAUUGAAAAAUAUUUCCCAAAUAUUUUCAUGUUCUGUAUUGCAUCACACAUUCCCUUGUUUCAGGCUUGCGCUUAGUGGCUAGUUCAUCUCAACGCUGGUUGCCUGGGGAAAUGAUUCAGUAAAUUAAUAAGAUGUUAGGGCAAUGAAAUCAAGUUUAUUUUGCUGAUACAGGAGAAAUGCAAAAUGCCACAUAUGAUUAUUAGUUAUAUCUAAAAAUGUGUUCUAGAUAAUGAUGUGUAAUCCUCCCUCAUUGUGCAGUAUUUGUGAUGUACACUAUCUUGCCUUUGAAAAUGUGUAUAAGUCUAGUAUUAUGUCAGUGUUUUAAUUUAGCCCCGGAAGUUCUGUUAUAUUAGCCAUUCUAAGAACUAUUGACAUAACAAGCCGCAACGAAGAAUCACAUUUUGUUCAGAUCCCCUAGCAAUUUAUUGCCAUUUUGCAAAUAUCUGACAGUGGCAUUACAUUGAAUCCUGUUCUAGGAAUUUCAUUUAUAUAACUUUUUGGAUUUCCAAUACACAUUAUGCUAUAUAUUGUACUUGUACAAAGGUUAUGCUAUUUUCUGCACAGUAACACUUAAUUGAAGAUUAAGUGGUGUGGCUGAAGAGCAGAUGCCCGCAAUAUACUUUAUUAAGCUUGGCAGUGUUUUGAUUGCCUCUUUUUUUGUAUUUAUUAAUAGGAAAUAUGUAAUUUUUUUGUGCUCACCUUCAAUUUUUAAGCUACGUAAUAGUUUUCUCCAUGCUCUUAAUCUACCCUAGAUACUGCACGAACAUGUUUGGAUUUGGUUAGCCAUGUUUCUUUACUGCAGUGACUUGUAACUACUUUGUUUUAGAUGCUAUUUAUUGUCUUAAUUGAUCAUCAAUAAUGACUUGUCUAUACAAUUUCCCUUGGUUUUACUCACUUUGGAUUAGUAUCUCGGAGCAGCCAUUUCACAGCUUCUUUCAUUUUUAUUACAGUUAUUUUUUUCUAGCUAAUUCUCUGAAACUAGUUUUUUUCGUCGUUCUUCCCAAUAUCGUCGUCACCACACCGUUUGGAGUUUGAAUUGAUUAUUGUAUACCCUAUGUCACUUGUAUCAUAAUGGGUAGCACUGUUAUCUGUUGUAUUACAGUCUAGGAACUUGUGCCAUAACAAUUGAUGUAACAUUGGUAGUAGAUGCUAUCAUCUCCAAGACCCUGGGGGCCCAGCUGCUAAUCUUAUAUACUGUGCAGGCGGUUUCCUAUUUACCCUUACAUCAUGUAUUUGGUUGUCAUUUAUGUGAUGAACUCUAUUUUUGUUGCUCCCAGAGACAGACAGCGCUUGUAAUACAUUUGUAUUUGGCUGGUUGCAUUAAGGGUAAGGAAAGAUGAGGUGGUUCCAACUUAGAUCUUUAUUGGAGCUCACGAACAUUAAGCUGUAUCUUCAGUUUCAUUUUGAAUGAACUUAAAUAAAUCCUCAUGCAGGACUACUUAUUAGAAGCCAGUACUUUAGAUGUACAUACAUUUUCUAAUGCAAGAUGACAGCAGUUGAAAGUAACUCAACUGUAAUAAUUGUUAAUUUAACUUACAAUGAGUAUUGCUUGAUAGCAGAAUGCAUGAACAGUGCAGAUAUGUAUUGAAAUAAAUACUCAAAUGUCUUGUCGGUGUUCUGACGGGAAAGUUUUGAAAGAAAAACUGGAUUUCCGUUGACGUUUUUGAUGCCAGAAUUAGGUGACAGAGAAUUUAUUAAGUUAAACUCAGUUCCUAACUGUUUAAGUUUUUAUUAAAUUACUUGAUAAUAUCCUGUUAAUAUAUACCAUGUUGUAUCUACAAAUAUGAUGAUAAAACAGCAUAAUAAACUAUAAGCCAUAUUACUGUAUUUUAUCAGUGGUUACACACCAAUAAAGUGUGUUGCUAAGUAAGAAGAGGUCUAAUAAUCUAUACUGUCAACUUGCACAAGCUUCAAGGAGUAGAAGUAAUAGCCUGUUUUGGUGUUACCAAGUUUGUUUCACCAGUAUAAACCAUAUCAUCUUCGCCUUGUAUCUCGUGAUCUGUGUCCUGCUGCUGCUAUACGUUAUGUUCAACAAAAUGUAAAACAAAUUUAAAGCCUAAAGGCCCCCAUGCACAUGGAUUUGUUGUUGCCAGAAACCCACUCUGAGAGCAGCAUUUUCAGAUUACAAUGUAAUGUGUAUGGGGAGCUCCUGACUCUCCCCCAACAGAUGAUGUUGGGAAGAGAAGGAUUGGGCAAAGUGAAUGUUUUCGCCCAAUUCUUUAGUACUUCCAGGAGAUGAGCUGCCACCAGAAGUGUCAGCUGAAAGCUAUUAAAUGUGUAUGGAUGCCUUAUCCAACUCUUUGUAACAGGUCAUCUGAUUGGUGGGGGCCCAAUGUCAGGGACCCGCGCUAAUCAGCUGUUAGAGAUGGUGCUGGCACUCCUGUGAGCAUUGCAGCCUUCUCACUGCUUAACCUAGGCUAGCCACAUCACUCAUUGCCAUUUAAGUGAAUUUGACUGAGCUGUGAUACCAGCCUCAGCCUCUGCACAAUGUGUGGUCCUGUGCUUGGUAAGCUGUGAGAAGGCGGUGGGACUCAAUAGAGCCUCGAGACCUUCUCAAAUAGCUGAUCAGCGGAAGUCCUGGGUGUCGGACCCCCACUGAUCAGAUGCUGAUGACCUAUCCAGAGGGUAAUCCCUUUAACACAAUUGUAGUAAGCUGUAUACACAUAGUUCAGUUGAAUAACGUCCCUUUGCGGUUAUAUCUGUUCUUGUAUACCCCUUUCUUCAUUAUAUUCUGUGAGGUGUGUUAGUUCAGGUUGCUUGGCAACCAGUUGACUUCUUUUCUUGGUGACUACUACUUAGGUUUGUUUUAGGAUCUUCCAAAAAAACUACAGGAAGCAUGAAAAUGGUGCAGAAAAUCAUGCAGCUUCAGGAUAAAAAAAACUCUAGACAAGGGAGGAAAUAUGCAAGAUGUAGAAAGUUGUGUUCAAUGUGUACUGAAAAAAGGGCAGACCUGCAAAGAGAAGAAUACUUACGUGCUUCUCUCCCCAGCCUCCGCUGCUCUGCUGGGCUUCAUGGAUGUAAACUUCCUGUUUGAUGCAGCUGUAGCCAACCACACCGCAGUGGUGACCUGCUUCUCUUGCAUCAUGACAAAUGGGAGGAGGCCACAAGCAAUUAGCUGCAGUGGCAUCUAUAAACUUACAUACAGGGAGCGCAGUGGAGCAGCCAAGACCCAAGAAGCAAAGGAGUUGGGACACAGCACCAGGAAGCAGGUAAAAAUGCUUCCCUUUGCAGUUUUGCUCAGGAGGAAGGGGGAUGCCAACCCCAACAAAAAAAGUUGCCCCAACCCCAACAAAAAAAGUUGUCCCAACCCCAACAAAAAAGUUGCACAACUCCUUUAAUACCUUAGGCUACUUUCACAUCCAUUACUGAUAAUACAACUAUCUGCAUCCAUUAUGGACGGAUCCGGUUCUAUUAUCCUUAACAUAGCAAGGACGGAUCCGCCAUGAACACCAUUGAAAGUCAAUGGGGGAUGGAUCCGUUUUAUAUUGUGUCAGAGAAAAUGCAUCCGUCCCCAUUGACUUGCAUUGUGGGUCAUGCCGGAUCUUUUUUGCUCUGCAUCCCACGAUGGAAAGAAAGCCGCAGUUUGCUGUUCAGCUACAUUUUGUCCCCAUUGAAACCCUAUGACUGAUCUCAAUACUGGAAAAGAAAUGCUAGUGCGAAAGUAGCCUUAACUUAUAUGAAACAAAAAAAUCUUGUUAAAAUCACAAUGUUGACCAGCUUUACUAAUCAGGCAGACAUAUGAAUUGAACAGAGCACUCAUUUCACAAGAGAUAGUCAUUAUCUAGCAUAUUGUCAUGCCAAUCUUAAAGAGGUUGUCUAGUAUAAGGCAGAAACCAGACAGCACAGGGGAACCAUCUGCUGCAGUGGUGACGCCAGUCAACAACACCUGACCGCUGCAGCCAUUCAACUGGCCUUUGUGGUGCAGCGAUCACUUGUCAACAUGACAUCACCACUGCAGCUCAGUAGACCAAUCCCAGCCAGGAGAACUAGAGCUGCAGUGUAAGUAAUGAUCACUUCUUUAUUGCAGGUGGGUCCACUGUGUUGUCUGGUUAUCUCAUGAAACCGGACUACCUUUUUAAAGUACAUUCAUAAUUACCAAAAUUGUAAGAUAGUGAACUGGGUCCUGACCUUAAACAGCCUUAAUAUUUUUUUGGGCAUUACUAUUAUUACUGUAUUAUUGUUAGUCACUUGCUUUACCAUCUUUCUUCAUAUUAUAAUGUCCUCAGUGUAAAUAAUUUUUUUCAUUAUUCACGGUUUGACAUAGAGAACUAUUAUUUAAUACUUUUGUUUGUGUUUGAUUAAAUAUUUCUGGUAUUACAACAUAUUAUGUAGAUAUUUUCUGACUGAUUUUGACUGGGAAGUACAAACAUGAAGUUUCAGUAAGUUAAAGGGAUAACCAUAAUGUUUUAUGACUAUUAUAGGGUAGGUUAGAAACUAUUGAUUGCAUAAUUUUUCUACUCAUGUUACAGAGACCAUCAUAUUCUUUUAAUUAGCGUGAGAUCCCUUAAAUUAUAUUAUACUAUUUAUUGGUCAUAAAACAUUAUAGUGGGCAAAACCCUUUAAGCCUCAUUUCCAUCAGUCAUUGUGAGCCGGAAAGAUCUGCACCUGUUCUGUGUUUAGAGCUGCACCUGGCUCAAAAUCAUUGAUGGAAAUCACUGACUUGUGAAUGAGACAUUACUCUUCUUUUUUAGGCCCUUUUUACAAAAAAAUAAAUGAAAAAAAUCUUCCCAGAACCUAUAACUAGAUAUGCCAUAUGCCUGAUUUACCUUUAGUGUUAUAAAAAACAAACACAUAUAAUUUUUAAUUUCCAGUAUCAGUAAUAGGAAAAUGGUAAAAUGUAUCAAAGCAAGUCUGAUGAGUGUUUACUACAUUUACAGAAUAUCUUUAUCUUUCUUAGUAGUGAUAAUGGUGCAGAGUAGAGUUGCCCAAUGUCUGUAUACGCAGUCCUUGUUGUGUAAUCGCUUGAGUUUAACAUGAGGAAGUGAAAACUACAUAUGCAGCACAUUUUUAUAUACAAAACAGUGUUGAAUUUAUAUUAAGGGUCUCCACACACAUGCGUUUUUGAUGCAUUUUUUUUCUAGCAUAGUUUUGCAAGCAGUAUGGCUUGCCACUAGCAUUUUCUUGAUAGCAUUUUCACCUAUAGCCAAGUUGUUGGCAUUGAAAAAACACCAAGAACUACAACAUGAAAAUACACAACAGAGACAAAAAUUGACACCUAGUGAACAAAAAGUACCAGGAGCAAAAAAUGGUGUUAUUUCCCAUAGAUCUUGAGCUAACAUCUGGAGCUGGUGUUUUUGUAGCAAAAAUAUGCUCAUGCAAAAAAGCAACUAAAAAUGCGUUAAUACAGAAAAUCACACCCUAUAAGAGUUUCUUAGGAAAUAAUAUUUAAAAAGAAAAAAAAUUGGUUAAAAUUAAAAAUAAUCCAUACUGACCCUCACAGAUCCCUCACCCCUGCCAUUCCAGUUCUGUUCUGCACUUAAUUUUUCCAGGCUUGACACACAGGAAAUGGGUUGGACUGCCCUCUCAGCCAAUCACUAGCCACAGCAACAAUAUGAUUACUCCCAAAUAACUCAAGAAAAAAAUAAUAAUCUGAUUCUCUUUCACCUAAUUUAGUUACCAUGGAAUAUGGCAAAAUGUCACACAUUCUGUGCUCAAGAUGAGUUGAAGAAACUACUUGUUGAUUUAUUUAUAGAUAAACUAUAGCUUUAUAUAGAGAAAACUGAAAUAAAUUAGCUGAACUUAAGGGGAAAAAAAUCAGAAUUGAUAGUUUAUACACAAGCUAAAAGAACUAAUUACAUUUACCUUAAGAACAUAUAUUUUAUGCCAUUAGCUUACUCUGUGAAUGGCUAUGCUUAACAUCUAAGCACUUUAAAAAUAUUAAUCAAUUGGUUAGACGCAACACCUAUUUAAAACAAUGUAAUAAAGCACUUACAUUUCAGAAAAAUGCUCUUUAUUAGUGAUAUCUCCCAUGAUAUAGGAGAAUAAAAAUAUAAAACCUUAUAUAUUUUAUUUCAACUUUUUAUAUUUAUGAUGUUAUUCAUUUCUGUAAGACAGAAAAGUUGAUAAAAAAAAACAUGUUCCCCAAUAAAAAGGCGAGCAAAUGAUCAAUGUGAUAAACUGUUUAACAGUCGCUUACUAUAUUAAUUUAUUAAUAUUCUAUGUGUCAGGGUCUCCUAAAUCCCAUUUAACUGAAUAGGCAAGGUCUUCCUAAACCCCUGCAUUAGCUACAUACACAUUAUUUAGUUAGCAUAGUAUACCUUUGCAGAAUGUUUCGUCCCUUGAUGUAUUUUGAUGGGUGCCCAACAACCCCAUUGACAUCUAGGUGAACAACUGAUUACACAAGUUUUAUUUGCUGUACAUUAGACUGCCUCUUACUGGUCUAUACUGGAGCUUAGUUCAUAGAUCUUCCCAGUCACGUAACAAAAGGCAUUAGAAGACUGCACUAUAAAUCAUGCAUUGUCUGGAUAUCAAGAAAUACAGUAGGGAAAAGUGCAGGUAUAGGGUUGUGCAAUCUGUAUACUAUGAGAGAAGUUGUUCUUGGAACAUCUCAGUAGUAAACUGUUAUAACUGUUAUUACAGUAAGUUCAUUUAUUAAAUGUUCAGGUUGGGAAAGUAACAGCUUGAAGGGAUUCUGUGAGCCCAAUUUUCGAUACUGAGAUUUUGGUAUCAUCAUAUUAGUCUCCAUCAUCUCAUUAAAAAUAUACUGGUUUUACCUCCACCUGACGUUUCAAUUUUGAUAAAAAUUGGUUUUAUGUAUAUGGUCCCGGACGUGUGUGACAUCGGUGCAUGCGCAGGAUUACGGCGCACUGAGAAGAACAAAAAGGCCAGAGAGGAGUGAAUAAAUUAACAGCAGGGCGGCGCUGGGCUCAGAGAUCAGGGGAGCGACUGGGCACAAACGGCCGGAGGGACAGCCCCUUGGGCACGUUAAGAAGGUAAUUACCAUAUACAUGAAACCUAUUUUUUUCCAAAAAUGAAACGACAGGUGGGGUAAAACUAAUAUAUUUUUAAUGAGAUAAUGAAGACUAAUAUGAUACCAAAAAAAUCUCAGUAUUGAAAAUCGUGCUGACAGAAUCCCUUUAAAAUGAUUGAAAUUACAAAGUUAAUAUGUAUGAGACAUAGCCAAAUACACUGUAUGUGUAGAUAUAGUGAUCCAAUGUGUGCAUAAUGUAAUUUUUAAAUAGAAUUAGCAGAUAAUGAUAUGUUAAAGGGCAUCAGAUUUGUACCUAUGAAACUGGCUGACCUAUUGUAUGUGCACUUGGCAGCUGACGGCAUCUGUAUUGGUGCCAUGUUCAUGUGUGCCCGCGUUGCUGAGAAAAAUUAAGCAUUAAUACAUGCAUAUGAACCUCUAGGAACAACAGGGGCAUUUCCAUUACAUCUAAAGGCUCUGCUCUCUCUACAACUGCUGAACCCUCUUCACUUUGAUUGACAGGGCCAGGCAGUGUUAACAUGAUCACACCUGGGCCUAACUUCUAAAGCCAUUGAAAGUGGAGAGGAUGCGGCAGUUGAGAGAGAAAGCAUAGCCUCUAGGACAGGGAUCAGCAACCUUCAGCACUCUAGCUGUUGUGAAACUACAACUCCCAGCAUGCUCCUUUUACUUCCAUGGGAGUUCAAAGAACAGCCAAGCAAGUCUGCAUGCUCUAGGA
Messenger RNA from Bufo gargarizans (Asiatic toad), 14034 nucleotides. It is a transcript of the gene BACH2, whose product is annotated as BTB domain and CNC homolog 2. Gene Ontology annotation, molecular function: RNA polymerase II cis-regulatory region sequence-specific DNA binding; DNA-binding transcription factor activity, RNA polymerase II-specific; protein binding. The record is from RefSeq and is a predicted model, not a curated record. Gene Ontology annotation, biological process: regulation of transcription by RNA polymerase II. NCBI's taxonomy places the organism in Eukaryota, Metazoa, Chordata, Amphibia, Anura, Bufonidae.